AUGCCUUCAACAGAUAUCAUAGCGGAUCUGAUCUCUCUCACUGAGCGAGCGCUUAAGGAGACAGUUGAGAAGUUUGGCUAUCAGCUAGCUCUGCGGUAUGGCGUACAACUCAGGGAAUAUCUUGAGUCUCCUCACCUCCUGGACACCCACCUCGCCCAACUGGCAGAGCCUCUAGUCGCACACUUGCAGAAGGAUAUUGAAAAGGGAGCGAUAUCGCAGCCAUGGCUCUACACUAUGCUAUAUCUAUUGAUAGAAGUGAGACAGCUUUCUGCCGUAGGACGCUACUUCCCUAACAGUGUCACGCACCUGGAGCCCUGCAUCCACUUACUCUCCCGCUGGUAUGGCUGGGAUGCUAAAAAGCUUUCUAUCGCCAGUCUCGACAAGAAUAAUCCAGAAACAGACCCUUCUGAAAUCACUAUCCCAUCGUUCAACGAUGUUUACGAUGAGAAGGAUGUUUCUUCUAAUGCAAAACAGCAAGUUGUGUCUGUGCUCUUUGCAUCUCUUUCCAUCCUGGUUGGAGUACCAUUUGAUAUCCAUCUUGUAGACAGUAGCGGUACCUUACCAGACACCGUCGUCACACUCGCUAAGCAAGCAUUUGAAUCCAUGGGCAAGGAAUACAUUAUUGCGGCCGAAAUGCUGGCACGCUUUGUUACGCGCCCGGAUCUCAGAGACACUCUGCUCCCCUCUAUUCUAGAGGAGUUCAAUGUGCAGCUAAGAGAAUACACUGCUGAAAUUGUCCGAAACAAAGAUUGCGUUGCGCCUAUCCUUAGGCGGGGAAGGGACACAACUGUCAAUCGAACUCCUGCAUACUUGAUCACCCUGAGCUACAUAGUACGAUUUUCUGAGCGUGACCACAUUAGGCUGCUUGGAGAUAGCAUUAUAAAGACACCGGAGCAUACUCUGUCCAUAUUACUCAAGGAUGAUAGCAGAGAGAUUAGAAGAUUGUGCAUUGUGCUAUCGACUAGAUUAGCAUCAAUGUAUCUUCCAACUCAGCCUUUUAGAUGGCGCAAACAACUCCUAGAUGCUGAAGCAGAAGGAAUUCUUUUACACCAUGAGAAGUUGCUCGAGCUGGAGGGCUUCUAUGUCCCUCCGUCUUUUGACUACUUCAUAGACUCCCUCCUGGUCGGUAUUUCAGAUGAUGACACCGGCAUCCGUCUAUCUUCUGCCCGAGGCCUUGCUCUUGUUGUGGGUCGGCUCCCUUUUCUAUUUGCUGACGAAGUUAUUGUCGAGAUACUAUCCUACUUUUCACCGGCAGAGACACCAGAAACGUGGCAUGGGGCAAAUAUGGCCUUAGGAGAGCUUAUAAGACACGGCUAUUUACCCCCCAGCAGAAUACCAGAGGUUUUUGAUGUGACGAAAAAGUCUCUUCGAUUUGAGCGCAAAAAGGGGGCAUGGUCCAUUGUGAAGGACUCUGCAUGCUUUGUCUCUUGGGCACUGGCACGGGUCUACUCCUCCUCUGUGCAGCUGCGUGACGUCUGCUCGGAACUAGCCUCGGAGCUGCUUGUGGUUACCUGCUUUGACAGAGAAAUUAACCUCCGCCGCUCAGCUGCUGCUGCCUUUCAGGAGCUUGCGGGCCGUGUUGGUGAUCCAUACGUCCCUUCGGCUGUACUAUCUUCAGCGCUGGUCGACUACUUUUCUUUGGGCGCCCGAAAGAUCAGCUACAUGGAGAUUGCCCCUCGAUUAGCUGCCUUGGAUAAGUCUUAUGCAGAAAAUUUUGUCGGAGCCAUCUGUGAUAGAUAUCUUGUCCAUUGGGAUGAUGCUAUUCGAGAUUAUGCUGCACGCGCUCUACCCCUGCUAAUACAGGCUCUAGGUGGGGCAGAGGAUAGGUGCGGUUGCGCCCUCAGGAUCAUCGGCUUUUUAGUGGACUGUCUUAAAGACACCUCCUGCGAAGAUGACUGGGUCUCAUACUGUGGUUUUAUUCUUGGUAUUGCAAACAGUCUCACUCUCCUGGCUGAUUCUGAAGAUUCUCGUGCUUCAGAAGCUAAUAACUUAAUUCUUCAAUUGUCGACUAUGCAAUCCGAAUUGUUUGCAAGGGGAAAGCGCUUUAGGGACAACGCCGAUGCAAAUACUAGUAUCAUAAGUGCUACCGCUCUCUUGAUCAAGGCUUUUGCAAGUACAAAUCCGAAUCUCACAGGCGGAACUAUCCUAAAUAAGCACAUAUAUUCCGUAUACUUGCUCUAUUUGCUAUCCGUUUUAGAGCAUUCUAUAACCUCUACCAUAGAUAGCAUGUCAAUUGCCAUGUUUGAUACGUCUAACACGAAUGACGUUAUUCUGGCGCUACGUGCUCUGGCAGACUAUUAUACGGCGUCUAUGCGGGUCACAGCCGAAAGAACUACUUCUGCACAUGUUAUGCGGGAUACAGCAAACACGGUAUCUCCUCUUUCAAAUGAGUUUUUCAAAGAUUGUCUGGAAAACACAGACUUUAGAUCUCAGCUCGCAUAUCUGACCGGUUUAGGGCUUCUUCCGGCCUCUUUUCGACGCGAAGAAGUCAGCUACAUUUUGAGUGCAAUAUUAACGGAGUUGGAUAAGGGGAUUUCUCCCUCUGGCUAUGUUCUACGCCUGUAUAUCCUUUCCACCGUUGAAAGCACCCUGUUGGCUCUUGACAAUAUUACUGAUGCACAGAAGCAAUCCUUCUUGAAGAUUUUCAAUGUAUGCCUUCACGAUUACAGUUCUAGUCAACGAGGAGACGUAGGGAGUCUGGUACGGCUAAAGGGCUUCCGGAUCUUGCGUAGCGUGUUGCGUAAAAACGGUUGUGUCACCGCAUUUCUUAGCGAUACCUAUAUUUGCGCAGUUAUAGAAUUUCUUGGCAGCAGAAUUGAUAUAAUGAGGAUUGACUCUCUCAUCUCUUUCUAUGAAGAUUGUAAAGAUAGGAUUAUCUUCGUCCCUGGCAUCAAUCUGGAUCACCUGGAGUGGUACAUGCAGGACUACAUUGCAGAAAAGAAGAUCGUGUCCCAGAUGAAGGAGCAAGCUCGUCGAGAUCGGCAAGAGCGGGAAGAGAUAGAUUCCAACAACUAUUUGUACGACUUACACAAACGCGAGUCUCGCGAUGAUGACCCCUUAGAUGAUGAUUCUACCGUCAAUUUGUUGACCCUCGUGCCAAGAUUGGCUCAUACCGCACUUAAUGUUCUGGUUGUUCUUUUUAUGGGCCAUGAGAGCUAUACGGGCAUGGCAGCAGCAGCAUUCUCCUAUUCCUUCGGCGUCAUGUCAGAGACGACAUCCACGUAUCUUGUUAACUUUCUUUCUGAAAUAUUCGACAAGUCAAAGAAGAAGAUUCUGCUCACAGGCUCCACGUCAAACCGAAUUCGCAUGCCUGACGAUCUUAAGCUAAGGCUUCUGUCCUUGGGUGAGAUAGCUAAGAUGGCUCUUUACGAUAUGAUUACUAAGACUGUACAACGUUCCAAUCUGACAGAUUCAUAUUCUAUUAAUGUAACCGAUGCUUCAAUUAAGCUGCUAAACUUCCUUCUGAUUAGUCAUGUAGCUAUAGAGAGCGACUCAAAGCUCUUCGAACUCCUAGGCAACCUCAUAACUUUAGGCAAGGGGAUAUCGAGAAUUCAGAUACUUCAGGUAGUGGUGGCUUGCUUUGCUGGUGCCGGAAUCGUGGCGAAGCGGAGUGGAUACAUAAAAACAUAUGAGCGAGCCAUCAAGGGGCUUGUUCUUUUCCUUGGGCACAAGAUUAGCAGGCUACGGGACACAGCGUGUGACGGAAUUCUUGAGCUGUUACUUAUUACAUCUCCCCCGAAUGAUGCAACUGUGAAGCGAGCAGUGGAGAUCUUGACAUCUUACGAUUGGCCUGUUCUAACAACAACAGAAAUAAAUGGUGCACGCAAUGAGCUCUGCGAUGCUUUGGGAAUAGCGCCACCGCCCGAAAAGAAGUAG
Giardia duodenalis is the source of this 3876-nucleotide messenger RNA. Its product is annotated as Tubulin specific chaperone D. NCBI's taxonomy places the organism in Eukaryota, Fornicata, Diplomonadida, Hexamitidae. Gene Ontology annotation, biological process: post-chaperonin tubulin folding pathway; tubulin complex assembly; microtubule cytoskeleton organization. The coding region runs from base 1 to 3876 and encodes 1291 amino acids. The transcript has a single exon. Gene Ontology annotation, molecular function: beta-tubulin binding; GTPase activator activity. The record is from RefSeq and is a predicted model, not a curated record.